UUUCAGCGCGUACGUAAAUACUUUUCUCUCAGAACCAAAACCGAAUUAUCGUCGCGCGAUCCCGUUAGGGAAGUGGUGCUGUGUUGUGCUGCUCGCUGGUUGCGUUAACCAUCAUCGCCUUCUAAAGCAUCGGCAGUUCAUGCUGGAUAUUCGCGUAGCUCUGGGGGCAAACAUCGAAGCUGCGCCAGUCGAGUACAGUGCAGAAUCGAAAGGCUGUCUGCGGUAGUGAAGAUAUAGUGCCAGUCUUCCGGUGCAGCAGAACAAGUAAAGUACGGUAGCAGCGGACAGUCCACAUCCCCUUUCCCGGAAACGCAAGGGAAGCCCCACCUCCCGCACCAAUAUCACCAUCAAAAUCGAACAGGAACAAGCGGUCGGCUACAUCAUAGAUAGUGGCGCCCAUCAUGACAGCGACUGAUAACACGGUUCGCUUCAGCGAUCAUACGCUCGAUAAGGCGACGAAGGCGAAAGUCACACUGGAGAACUACUACAGCAACCUGAUCACACAGCACGGCGAGAGGAAACAGCGGCAGGCGAAGCUGGAGGCGUCGCUGAAGGAUGAAACGCUCUCCGAGUCGCAGCGCCAGGAGAAGCGCAUGCAGCAUGCCCAGAAGGAAACAGAGUUUCUGCGCCUGAAACGGUCCCGCCUGGGGGUAGAGGACUUUGAGGCACUGAAGGUGAUCGGUCGCGGUGCGUUCGGCGAGGUGCGGUUGGUGCAGAAGAAGGACACCGGUCACGUGUACGCGAUGAAGGUGCUGCGAAAGGCGGACAUGCUCGAGAAGGAACAGGUGGCCCAUGUGCGGGCGGAGCGAGACGUGCUGGUCGAGGCGGACCAUCAGUGGGUGGUGAAGAUGUACUACAGUUUUCAGGACUCGGUAAAUUUGUAUUUGAUUAUGGAAUUCCUGCCUGGCGGCGACAUGAUGACGUUGCUAAUGAAAAAGGACACCCUGUCAGAGGAGUGCACACAGUUCUAUAUCGUCGAGACGGCCCUAGCGAUCGAUUCGAUCCAUCGUCUCGGUUUCAUCCAUCGCGAUAUCAAGCCAGACAACCUACUGCUCGAUGCGCGCGGCCACCUGAAGCUGUCCGACUUUGGCCUCUGUACCGGUCUGAAGAAGUCACACCGUACCGACUUCUAUCGCGAUCUGUCGCAGGCGAAACCGUCCGACUUCAUCGGCACGUGCGCUAGCCCGAUGGACUCGAAGCGAAGGGCCGAAAGCUGGAAGCGCAAUCGGCGGGCGCUGGCGUACAGUACGGUGGGCACACCGGACUACAUAGCACCGGAGGUGUUCUUGCAGACGGGCUACGGUCCGGCCUGUGACUGGUGGUCGCUCGGUGUAAUCAUGUACGAGAUGCUGAUGGGCUAUCCACCGUUCUGCUCGGACAACCCGCAGGAUACGUACCGAAAAGUGAUGAACUGGCGGGAGACACUCAUCUUCCCGCCCGAGACGCCCAUCUCGGAGGAGGCACGUGAUACGAUAGUGAAGUUUUGCUGUGAAGCUGAAAGAAGACUCGGUUCGCAGCGUGGAAUUGAGGAUCUGAAGCUAGUGCAAUUCUUCCGCGGGGUCGACUGGGAGCACAUACGAGAGCGACCGGCAGCGAUUCCCGUGGAGGUGCGUUCCAUCGAUGACACAUCGAACUUUGACGAUUUCCCGGACGUGGCACUAGAGAUACCUGCACAUCCACAGCCGGAAGGGGAAGUGCUUAAGGAUUGGGUCUUCAUCAACUACACCUUCCGGAGGUUCGAAAGCCUUACCCAGCGCGGUACACCGACGAAAAAGUGAGCUGUGAGCGUGCGAUAGAAACAGAUCUAUAUUAGUGCGAGCGAAAAGAAACGGGAUUAGCGAAAGGAAAGCAAGUAUCACAGGCAGUGGCCAGGAGCAGCGGGCACCACCGUGAUCGAUUUGGGGGCUUGCAAGACUGGUUGCUACUACCCCUAAUGUCUAUAUAGUGACCACGCUGCGUUGCCAGCGAUAACUUUAGGUCGAUUUCAAACAUGUUGUCGCUCCUUGUCCUCGGUUUCUUACCCACUAUGACACCACGUCUCCCCUGACCGAUGGUUGUUCUUAUGAAGAUCAGUUAGGCAGGCAUCAUCAAUUGCCUGCAUACCGCUAGGAAGAGAUACGUCAGCAUUAGCAAAACAAAAAUUGUCGACUGAGAACCGGAGUAUCAGCCCAGAAACGAGCAACCGAACGGCAAAACAAACACCCCGAAUCGGUAACAGAGGUAAUUCUGAAUGAGAGUAGCAAUGGACUGGUUGCUGUGUGCAAUAAAAACUAAACAAAACAAAAAUCCUUUAACAUAAUGUGAAAUAGAGAAGCAUGGAUAGAUCCAUAUAAGUAAAUAGAUACAAAGAUAAUAAAAUAUAGAACGUUCUGAAAUCGGCAGCGGCUAAAAUCAAGCUUUGCACGACGACGUAAGCUUUGUGGGAGAAGACAAAUUUGUGACAGGAACAGCAACGCAGGGAUCAUCCCUACGUCACAGCCUCCCCCUUCGUAUAGCAAACCGAACAAAUUUGACCAUCCGUUGAAAGCAGGAAGAUUUUUUUUGGGGUGUCAAAAGAAGUAAAACAACAAACCAAAAAAGGAUUUCCUUUCACAAAGGGUUGUUCUUCUCGUUCAUUUUUGCCAACUCGUAGCCUCUUGCUUUAUAGGUUUAUUUGUUCUUCCUCAUGUACCAAGUACUCUAUUAGGCUUGUUAGUUUCUUAUGUAUUAGUUAAACUUAGAAAGAGGCAAAAAAACACAUACGCAUUAAUAUUUAGGUUCACUUUCGCCAACGAACGGGAAUCGGUGAGCGGCAGCAAGGGACCGUCCAGAGAAAGAGCAAAGAGGAAACAGGGAUCUAGGGGAAGCGAGAGCAGGAUAUGGUAGCUUCAUUUCAGCAUUUAGGAGAACUGUUUCGGAAAGUCCUAGGUCGGUAGGUGGAUUUCCUUUCGUUAAGUUAUUAUAUUUGUUUGUUUUUUAGAUGAAAAAGAUGAAGAAAAGUGGCUUACAAAAGUUAAGGACCGGAGGGACGGGAGUAGCAUGCGUUUGAAAGAGUGAUAGGAUCGACAAAAUAAUUAAUAAAAGCAAACAAAUCGCUAGUUUGAGGCAGCAAAAAACCGUUAAAAGUGUACAAACACUACUAAAACAUCCUCAGUUCGAAUUUCCUCAGACUAUUUAAGUUGUGUAGCGAGGCACAGUUGAAUAGAAGUAACAAUUUUUUCAAUCCAAUCUCAAUGCCAACACAAUAUUUUUUUCAUGAAAUGAUUUUAACAAUACUUUGACAAUUUUCCUUUAAAAAAAUCUAACCUUUAUCAGAGUGUCUAGGUUGUUUCCCCUUUCCUACUCGAACACGAGAAACACUGCGGCAUACGAUGAUAUGCCAGGAGCCGAUAGUAUUAAUUAGACUAUUAUGAAGUAUGAUGAUGUAUUGUAUUGUAUUGCAUUGUUUUUUUUUAUUAUUAUUAUUCGUUCACAAAAAAUGACAGCGUGUCGACAGCGACAGGAGUUAGAAAUGUUCUUCUAAGAGGCUCGCGCCUGCACGCAGAUGAUAUAAUAAUGAUAAUAAAACGGCAUGGUGUCUUAAUAACAACCAUA
Messenger RNA from Anopheles coustani, 3573 nucleotides. It is a transcript of the gene trc, whose product is annotated as serine/threonine-protein kinase tricornered. The coding region runs from base 402 to 1778 and encodes 458 amino acids. The transcript has 5 exons. Gene Ontology annotation, molecular function: ATP binding; protein serine/threonine kinase activity. Gene Ontology annotation, biological process: peptidyl-serine phosphorylation; intracellular signal transduction. The record is from RefSeq and is a predicted model, not a curated record. NCBI's taxonomy places the organism in Eukaryota, Metazoa, Arthropoda, Insecta, Diptera, Culicidae.